Messenger RNA from Prunus armeniaca (apricot), 273 nucleotides. Lineage: Eukaryota; Viridiplantae; Streptophyta; Magnoliopsida; Rosales; Rosaceae. The record is from the annotation of a GenBank genome assembly.
AUGGUGACUACUACUCAGCUUCAAAUUGUUCAAUCUCCUAUUACCACCUUGCUUCCUACGGUUUCUACUGCUGUGACAGUCAAGCUUGAUGAUACAAAUUAUCUCACAUGGAACUUUCAAAUGCAAAUUCUUCUUGAGAGUCAUGGCAUUUUGGGGUUUAUUGAUGGAUCACGGAAGUGUCCUACUCGAUAUGAUGAGGACUCUGAUGUUGAAGGUGUUGAAACUUGUAGGGGCUUUUUCUUCCGGCAGCUAAAACAGGUUGGGCUGCCGUAA